AUCGUAGACGGGACCAAAAAACCAAACCUGAAUCCGGCUGAUCCCUAAAACCAAAAAUUCCCCCAACAAUUUUACUCGCGCGGGGCUCAUCGUCGCCAUGGACGGCGAUGCGGGCGGCCGGGGAGACGUGACCUUCGCCGGUCCCGGCGGCGGCCGUUCCCCUCGCCCCCGUCGACCUGUCCGUCGGGGAACCAGAUACCCUGUUUCUUCUUCUUCUUCUUCUUCUUCUUCUUCUUCUUCUUCUUCUUCUUCUUCUUCUUCUUCUUCUUCUUCUUCCCUGGAAGGAGGAGAAGGGUUGGGAGAAGAAGGGCGCAGCGAGGAAGAUCGACCUCGUCGGAGGAUCAUCCGCCUCGUCCGUCCAGGUCUAGCAGCUUGGAUCCCCGGAUGUGCAUCAGCUGAUCGUAGGCCUCGUGUUCGGCAAAGUGUACUUUAUUCAGACCGCCCCAAACGGUCCCAAGGAAUACGAGGACAAGUACAAUCAAAAACCAAAUCACUGGAUGAGAAGAAUGUAAGCGAGGUGAGUAGUGAGCUUGGCACUACAACUGCAGACAUUCCAAAAUUCAAGGCACUGAUGAUAAAUGACUCACUCUCUAGGCUUGACUCAACUGAGAGGUCCAAUGAGUCUACUUAUGAUGCUGGCACUCCUGGCAGCAACCAAGUGACCUCAAAAUUUGUUAAGGACAAGCCCAAAGAUGAUUCAGAUGAUGUGGAGGAGUGUCUGCGCCAACUACAGGAAUACUACUCUAAAGGGCAUGUCCAUACCAGCAUCGAGGAUGCUUGGAAUGAAGUUGUAGCUUACGAGCAUGUUGCUUUAACCGCCCUAGCUCUUGAGUGGGGUAUGGAACCACCACCGGAUCCCUUCCAGAAGCCGAAGUCUUCACUAGUUGAUCAGGAAGCCCAGACACUUCGGGCACCACAGCAGACUUCUGAUGCUGCUCAGCAUAACAUAGUGUCAUGCAAGGAGGAACCGUCUCAGCAAAUUUUGCCCAUUCAUCAACCAAGGACCGAGGUUUCUAUAGAAGAAAUUGUUGAGAGAGGGAAAAAAUGGAUGGGCGAGGAGGUGAUGGUGGCUUUCAAGAAAUAUAUUGAAGGAAAAGCUGAUCUUGCGGGACAUCAAUAUCACCUUGAACUUUGCCACCAGUGUUUCCAUGUGGAAAGCUAUUUCCAAAAUUUCCACCAUUAUAAUUUUAAUGUCAAGAUAAAAAAGCAUGAUUCAGAUGAGUGGUCUGAGUCAAUGUAUUUUGCUGAAGUAAAGAUGAUAUUCAGGAGAAAAUAUUACUUCUGCUGUCCCUUGGAACCACGUGAGAAUGGUCACUGUUAUGCAUGCAGAAACCAAGGAAUGGAUGACCUGAGGCUGAGGCAUCCAGCUACAGGUGGAUUUGAGAUGGGCUCACCUGACACUGUAUUUCCUUACAUGUAUACCAGUGACUGAGCUCGUGUUACCCAAAAAAGAUGUGUAUAUGGAUGAUGGUUUGGAGUAAUCACUUAGAUUAUCAUGAUAUGUUGGAUGCUGACAUAGUUUGUUUUCAGCAGCACUAUUUCGCUCACAACACUUGUUGUAGUACUGAAGUCUAAAAUAUUGUGCAACUCGUUUGUCUGACAGUAUUGUGAUGAAAUUGGUAUGCAUGGUUGAACAUCCAA
Oryza sativa Japonica Group (Japanese rice) is the source of this 1641-nucleotide messenger RNA. RefSeq lists its product as uncharacterized. The record is from RefSeq and is a predicted model, not a curated record. Lineage: Eukaryota; Viridiplantae; Streptophyta; Magnoliopsida; Poales; Poaceae.